Cololabis saira (Pacific saury) is the source of this 2224-nucleotide messenger RNA. Its product is annotated as serine/arginine-rich splicing factor 6-like. Gene Ontology annotation, cellular component: nucleus; cytoplasm; ribonucleoprotein complex. The transcript is spliced from 6 exons. Lineage: Eukaryota; Metazoa; Chordata; Actinopteri; Beloniformes; Belonidae. The record is from RefSeq and is a predicted model, not a curated record. Bases 61 to 1203 code for a protein of 380 amino acids. Gene Ontology annotation, biological process: mRNA splice site recognition; alternative mRNA splicing, via spliceosome. Gene Ontology annotation, molecular function: mRNA binding.
CUGAGCCGCUGCAGGCCUUUAGUGCUUAGUGCUUUAGCGCUGCGAGCAACACGAGGGAAAAUGCCUCGCGUUUACAUCGGACGAUUGAGCUAUCAUGUCCGCGAGAAAGAUAUCCAGCGAUUUUUCAGCGGAUAUGGCAAAUUGCUGGAAAUUGAUUUAAAAAACGGCUAUGGAUUCGUGGAGUUUGAAGAUAACCGGGAUUCCGACGAUGCCGUGUAUGAGCUGAACGGGAAGGAGCUCUGUGGGGAGCGUGUCAUCGUCGAGCACGCCCGGGGACCGCGCAGAGACCGGGACCGGGACAGAGACCGCGAUGGCUACGGUGGGGGUUACUGGGGUGGCGGGCGCAGUAGCGGUUACAACAACAACAACAACAGCAGCAGCAGGAGUCGUACUGGCAGGGACAAAUAUGGACCUCCAGUCCGUACUGAGUACCGUCUCGUUGUGGAAAACCUGUCCAGUCGCUGCAGUUGGCAGGAUCUUAAGGACUUCAUGCGUCAGGCGGGAGAAGUCACCUACGCAGAUGCCCACAAGGAACGUGCUAAUGAGGGAGUGAUUGAGUUUAGAAGCUACUCUGACAUGAAGAGGGCUAUGGACAAGCUAGAUGGCACAGACAUUAACGGGCGUAAGAUUCGUUUAGUGGAAGAUCGACCUCGCAGGCAAAGAUCCUACUCUGGAAGCCGUUCAAGAUCUCGUAGUCGUCGCCGCUCCCGCAGCAGAAGCCGCAGGAGCUCGAGAAGUCGCUCCAGAUCCCACUCCAGGUCUCGUUCCCAUAGCCCCAAAAGACGCCACUCCAAGUCUCACUCCAAAUCGGGAGACAGGAAAUCGCACUCUCGCAGCCGCAAAUCCCGUUCUCGAUCUCGCAAGUCCAAAUCGCGCUCACAGUCUCACAAAUCUCGCUCCCGUUCAGCUGAACGGAAAUUUAAGUCUCGUUCCAAGAGCCGUUCUAAGGUAAAGUCAGAGCGAGAUUCACGCAGCAGAUCGAAGGAAAUGUCUGGUGACAGGAAAUCCCGGAGCCGUUCGGCUUCCCCCGUCGAGAAUGGGGAAGAGGAGCACGUUGAAAAAUCUGCCACACGCUCUCCAUCUCCACAGGAAGACGAUCGCCGUUCCAAGUCGAGAGAGAACCGCUCAGCUUCCCGUUCAAAGUCCCGCUCAAAGUCCCGCUCAAGGUCUCGCUCGCGGUCCAGAUCGGCCUCUCAGGAUUAGUAUAGGUGUCAAAGGGGUAGCAGUUUUCUUAAGCUUGAUUAUAAUGCUGUACAUAGCGAGCAGUGUUGUAAUAACUGAGUUCCUGGCUUCUCUACUUCAAGUGUCCACUCGUCUUUUAAGUCAUAGAUGGAUGCACAUUGCCCGUCUGACAUGUUUUGAAUUAUCUCCCUCUUACAUGCUCGUAUUUUGAAUCCUGUACAAAAGCUGCGUCACAGACAAAUAUGGACGUCCAGUCCGUACUGAGUACCGUGACUACAAAAAUUUCAGUGUGUUUAGUUUGGUUUUAUACAGCUCUUUUUCCCCUAGUAGUUAAUGAUAUUUAAAUAGGCUUGUGUAAGAAGACUCUUGUUUGUCAGAUUUUGUUCUGGUUGGUGUUUGGAUGGUUAACCACUGUUGCAAGAGUUCUCUGUACAUGCAUGCUGAAAAGCAUCAUUUGUUCACAGGGAUCGCUUUUUAACGUCAGCAAGUAUUACUGAGAGGAAAGUAACACAUGGCCACAGUACUGGAAUAGUUUCCUUUUGACUCUCAAGGAAUUGAGUUCUGUGAUGAUAGAACUUGUACCAAAAAAAUAUUUACAAGGAAAUAUGGAUUUAGAUUUCACUUCUUUAAAUAAGUUGAAUUGCUGUGCAUUUGAAGUAUAAUCCCAUUUUUAUCAGUUGUACAUAGUCUAUAUAAGAAAAGCAGUUAUAAAACCCUCCUUAGUUUUUAUUUUAUUCCUACAUUUCAUUAGAUCUUCAAAGCCUCAAAUACAGUGCAUUGUCCAGUUUUGCAAAGUUUUUUGGCUUUCUCUUUCCCAGGAAUUAAGGGUUUUGCAAAGUGUCCACUUAUAAGAAGUAUACUUUUUGGUCUGAAGUUUUUGAAGUCGGAGGGUGCAUGUGUUCAGAUCUGGCUGAGGGUGUGCUUGUGCGUUCAUAAACAAAAAAGUAUUGCAGCCAUCUCGUGAAAGUGUUUUUUUUUUCUGAUUACAAUCAGUUUUUUUUUCUUUUUUUGUAUGUUGAAUUAAACGUCUCGAUUAAAUCUG